Messenger RNA from Chanos chanos (milkfish), 1347 nucleotides. RefSeq names its product butyrophilin subfamily 1 member A1-like. The coding region runs from base 1 to 1347 and encodes 448 amino acids. The record is from RefSeq and is a predicted model, not a curated record. Gene Ontology annotation, cellular component: external side of plasma membrane. Gene Ontology annotation, biological process: regulation of cytokine production; T cell receptor signaling pathway. NCBI's taxonomy places the organism in Eukaryota, Metazoa, Chordata, Actinopteri, Gonorynchiformes, Chanidae. The transcript has 5 exons. Gene Ontology annotation, molecular function: signaling receptor binding.
AUGUCAAGGGGUAAAGAUGCCCGUUCAUCGUUCCAGACAUUCAUAUUCGGGCCCGAAGCUGGAAAUCAGUUUCAGGUUGUUGGUCCAGAUGGUCCUCUUGUUGUUGGAGCUGGUGAAGAUGUGAUUCUGCCCUGUUCUCUCAAACCCAACAUCAGUGCUGUGGACAUGAGAGUGGAGUGGUUUAGACUCCAUACAUCAGACUCACUGGUGCAUUUAUACAAAGAUGGUGUUGACAAUAACAAAAAGCAGAUUCAGUCUUACAGAGGGAGAACAUCACUGUUUAAAGAGGAACUGCAGAAGGGCAAUACUUCAUUAAAACUCUCCAGGGUGAAAUUCUCUGAUGAAGGAAAAUACAAAUGUUUAAUCCAGUCAGAAAGCUGGCACGAUGAUAUUACUGCUCAAGUCAGUAUUGAAGCUGUGGGAACCUAUCCAGUGAUCUCUAUGGAGGGCUAUAGUAUUAAUGGGGGACUCAGUCUAAUGUGUGAAUCAAAUAACUGGAGGCCUGAACCUGAAGUUGUGUGGCUGGACAGUGAUGGAAACGUUCUCCCUGCUGAAGAUACAGAGACACUCAGAGACACAGAAAGAUUCCAUGUUAAAAAACGUGUCACUGUACAGGACAGUAACACCAACAGGUUCUACUGCAGAGUAAUACUGAGAGACCAUUUGAUAGAGACAGAGAUUGUUAUAUCAAGUGCAGUUUUUCAUACUUGGAGGGCUCAUGUUAUCUGGAUUUCGGUUUUAUUUUCAGUCAUUACCAUGGGAUUAGUUAUAAUGAUCUGUUUUCUUCUCAGAAUGAAAGUGGAUGUAACCCUGGAAACUGAUACGGCACAUCCCAACCUCAUUCUGUCUGAUGAUGAGAAACAAGUGAGACAUGGAGACACACGACAGGAUCUCCCUGACAACCCAGAGAGGUUUAAUAACUGGUUCUGUGCCCUGGGAAAGGAGGGGUUCUCCUCAGGGAGAUUUUACUAUGAGGUGCAGGUCGGUGGGAAAACGGACUGGUAUUUAGGAGUGGCUACAGAGUCUGUUAACAGGACGGAGUAUGUUACACGGUGCCCUAAGAACGGAAUCUGGACUGUGUGUUUGAGGAAUGAAAAUAAGUGUGAGGCUUGUGCUGAUUCCCCAGUUCUCCUCUCUCUGAAACAGAAACCCCAGAAGGUGGGGGUGUUUGUGGAUUAUGAGGAGGGCGAGGUCUCCUUUUAUGACGUGGAGGCCAUCUCUCAUCUCUACUCUUUCGCUGAUCAGACUUUCACUGAGAGACUCUGUCCAUACUUCUGUCCCUAUUAUAAUUAUGAAAGUAAAAUCUCAGGGCCAUUGAUCAUCACUCCUGUCUCUCGCACUGAAUAA